CCGCGGUAGAGUUGUAACCCGGAAGUACUUGACAGGCACUAAAACAAGAGGUUGUUCUGUUAGCAUUUUUUGUUGUUUCCUGCUAAACACCUCGAGAAGUUGCAAUAGAAUUUUUGACCAGACACCCAACUGGAAAAGAUACAUCUUGUAGCAGCACAAUGGACGGCUGACGUGAUAGCAUUCCAGUUUUUUUGUUUGUUUGUCAAGCCCGUGAGUCGGAUAUUAACUGAAGCUAGUUAGCAUCAGCGUCGCUUUUGAGGCCAAAAAGGCUGCAGUGUUCCUGUUGGUUGUGUUUGUUUUGGAGUCUGACAGACCAUUAUUCGUAGACUCCUGUUAAAUUAUCAACCCUUCUUGCGCAGUGGCUACAUCCAGGGCAUGGUGGUGAACCGUGAAAGCUUCAGGUUCUGUGCUAAAAGUUUAACUUUGAUGGUUUAGCAGUAGGCUAGCUGAAAAGGGAAAGUGCAGCCAUGGACGAUUUUAGCUCGAUUAGCCUGCUGUCUCUUGCGAUGUUGGUGGGAUGUUACGUGGCCGGGACGAUACCUCUUGCUGUCAACUUCUCGGAGGAGAAACUGAAGCUGAUCACCGUGCUGGGAGCAGGGCUGCUUUGUGGAACAGCGCUAGCUGUUAUCAUUCCCGAGGGAGUCCACGCACUUUAUGAAGAGAUCCUUGAAGGCGCUCACCACAGUCACAGUCAAGCCGGGGCGGCCGAAGUGUCKGAGGCCAAAGUGGAAGUGGUGGCGGCUCUGGACGCCACGGGGAAACACGAGCACGGCCACGAGCAGCUGCACGCCUGCAUCGGCGUCUCCCUGGUGCUGGGCUUCGUCUUCAUGCUGCUGGUGGACCAGAUAGGCAGCUCUCACGUUCACAACUCUGAAGAUCCAGAGUCGGGAAGAGUCAACAGCUCGAAAAUCACCACUACUCUGGGACUUGUAGUCCAUGCUGCAGCUGACGGCGUGGCGUUAGGAGCGGCUGCCUCAACRUCUCAGACCAGCGUCCAGCUCAUUGUUUUUGUAGCCAUUAUGCUACAUAAGGUAAAAAAAAAACAUAUACCACUUUUUAAAAUCUGUAUUGUGUAUUUAUUUGUUAUACAUAAGCCUGAGCUCCUGCUCUUCCUGAAACUCCACCUUCAGGAAUUUCAUCACAGCAUCGCUCCUGUAUGA
Messenger RNA from Poecilia reticulata (guppy), 1160 nucleotides. The record is from RefSeq and is a predicted model, not a curated record. NCBI's taxonomy places the organism in Eukaryota, Metazoa, Chordata, Actinopteri, Cyprinodontiformes, Poeciliidae.